CACUCGCCCAUUCCGUAUUCUUUGGGUGCUGUUCGCAAACCUCUUCCGCCACCACCCACGAUGAGGUUGCCCGGGCGAUAAUUCUCGUCGGCCUGCAUCCUCUUGAUGACACUACCGUGGAUCCUGGCAUCGGCAGGCAUGUCUCGGGUCUCGCCACGUGGCAGAGGCCAUCGGAUUGGCUGCCAGCUACCAUCUGGCUGCAGAUCCAUGCGGCGAAAGGGGAGCCACUCCAUCAAGCGCCAAGACAGGGUGGCCAUGUGCGUGAGGCCACCGUUGAAUGCAAGCGAGUCAUGAAUCGGGGCAAUGUGGUGUUCGCCGUGACCGACGGCCGUUUCGGUGUCGGUCAGCGUGAUGCUGGACUGCGGGAUGCUAUUGACCCGGAUGUUGGGUACACGCUGCGGUGGUUUCUGGCAGUUGGAGCCAGCGCAACCCAUCGACACAACCUUGUCCAUGUCAAAGGAGAGGCCCGCGCGCAUCGCCUCGCGCACCAUCCAGGCCAGCGGGACGUGGCUAGCGUUGCCCUCGCCAGGCCGCACGCUCCAACCGCCGCCGACAUCGCCGUGCCCGCCUGAAAACCACACCUCGUCGAUGUCCUGGUCCGUUUCGUCUUCGGAAUCGAAUCCAUCCUCGAUGUCGGAUGCAUCGGGAAUAUUGGCAAAAUCAUGGUGCCGCAUGGAGGGCGCCAGUGACCGCGAGCGACUCCGGCUCCGGAUGCGGUAUCGUUCUGGCUGCUCUAGAGAAAGACCAGACGACAAGGGACGCUCCGAUUCAUUCUUGUCUUGUUCAUCCAGGUUCUGCGAAAUAGGGCGACCACGUGGCGGGUCGGCCUCGCCAUCCAGGCUGGUCUUGGGGUCUGGGACAUUUCGAAGCUUAUUGUGGUGACAACGGUACUUGUCUCGCAUGUGGUGCAGUUUCUGUUCUAGUCGGCCCUCCUUCUUGUCGCCAUCGUCCUCACUCCUACUUUGGUAAAUCAAGUCCUGGCGGAACUUGGCCCUCCUUUCGUCGAUACUGACUGCGUGUCGAAUCACCUUCGCCGAGGUGCGAGCCGUGUACGGAAACUUGGAGCCGUGACGCUCCAUCCAAGCCGUCUCGAAGCGUGGGACGCUGUUGACCGUGUCAAACAGACCGAGGAAGCGGAUGCGGCGCACGGGUCGGGAGAAGGUUUCGCGGAAUCCCUUGAGGAAGCUGUAAAGCUCGUCCACCUUGGCGCGGUCCUUGUCCAUGGCUUUCCGGAUAUUGCUCAUGUUCUUUCUCAGUUUUGCCUUUUUCUUCUCGUCCGGCUCGGCAUCUAUUUGAGCCUGUUGCUCCGUAUAAGGCUCUGCAUCAUCACGUUCGGCCUCUCCACCCGCGCCCCGACGGCACUGCCACUGGGCAAAGGCUCGCCAAGCAAACGCCACCAUCUCCUCAUUUCCGUGUGAAAGCAGGCCGACAUAAUCGAGCAUCUCGGCAAGGAACCGGGCGAUGUAGGCACCACGUGAGAAACCAAAGAUGUAGAUCUCAUCACCGGGCGAGUAGAAGCGCAUCAGAAAGCGGUAUCCUCCAACGACGUGCUGGUCAAACGAUGACCCGAUGGCGCUGUCUUUUGCCUUUUGCAUGUUGGCCUUGAAGCGUGCCCUAAUUGAGCCAUGCGACAGGUUGUUGGAGACCACAUAAGUCCCAAUACCGGCUGUUUUGGUCAGCUUAGCAAUACAGUCGCAGGGAGCUUUUGGGCUUACGCUGGUAGUAAUGGUCUGUCGACUGUUAGUGUAUGCAUCUGUUUUUGUCAGGUUUUGUUGGCCAUCCACUUACAUUGGUCUCUAGCUGUGCGGUCGAGCAUCCUGAAUAUUUUGAGGAUGUUGCUGUCGCUUUCGUCACCUCGAAACUUGUUCCCGGUGCCAUCGAAGCACAGCACCAGCUUGUGCGGUCGUGGACAUGAUGUGCGGGGAUUCUGGGCUUGAUGCGAAUGCUCAGAAAACCUGGCCUCUGACGAGGUGUCUUUGGCGUUUUGCUCCUUUUCAGACGAACCUGCAGCCUUGCUACCGACCUCGGCAGCAAAGCUGGGUGCCAGAUGCAUAGUAUCCAUUGCGAUGUCGUCUUUGACGUUCCCAGUGCUCAAAGCCCAUGGUUCGCUGACAUUGCUCUGCUUCUGCAAUAUGGCGGCGGUCGUCUUUGUUCUAUGUCCACCCAAGAACCCCAAGGGCCCCGGCGCUCUCCCAAAUCCCAAUCUGGCUAGGAAUAUGUACGGUGCACAAAAAGUCAAUAUAUCCCCUGUCUCAGCCGCGAGGCCCAUGGCACGGCCCAACUACGGUGCAAACUGAAUCACAACGCCAUCCAUACUGGUGCAAGCCACAUCGGUAAUUGUCUCUGAUUCGCCGAUUCUCUCUACGCUAAAUUAUGCUUCUGCCACCAUGGCUUAAUGUUGUUGUACACAUCUUCGGAGUUCAGUCCAGCUCCAAUCAAAAGUGCUGCAGCACUAGCGGGUCAAAGGUCGCGUUUCCAUAUGCGUCCCCUCCGAAGGUCAGAUAGCCAUUGACGUAUGGGCUGGUGGGAAACUUUUGGAGGAUCUCAGCUGCCGUGCCCAGAACCCACACUGUCUGCAUCCCCAUCAUCAUAUGCUGCAGGACAUGGCAAUGCAUAACCCAGGCACCGAUGUCAUCCUCGGUCACCCGUACGCGCCACGCUCGCCACCCGGCUGUAUGAUUUUUCUCACCCUUGGCCGCGUAGCGGUAAAGCAUGGUGGUAUCUCUGACGGCGGGCACAUAGUUGCCGUCGGCGUAAUAUUUGGCGUCGACGGCCGGGGCAUCAUAGGUACCGUUGCCGGAUCCAAGGUCCCAAAAGUGGGUCCCGUGAGCGUGCAUGGGAUGGACGUCCCAUCCUCCUAGCUCCCCCGAGUUUCCCUGCCAGACAAUGUCGAGGGUUUCUCCCACGGCCGCUGGGAAUGUCUGUGUAGUCGGAUCCCAAUUUUGAUUGGCGAGUGCGGCUUCUAUCGACGGAGACAUGCCGGUUGUGAGGAUGCCGACCAGUACGGGAGGUCUGUUCUUUGCGGCUUGACUAUCUUCUUGCCAGACCAGGGAGUUUUGACUAGAUGUCCGUAAGAGGUUAGUAUGCAGGGGUUCGGCCGAGAGGAGAAUGAGAAGGAGAAGAAGAAUAAGAAGAAGAAAAACAAGAAGCGGUGAGUGUCUACUUACGCCCACUCUAUGGAACCCUUGACGGUCCCGUUGACCACACCUCCGUCGACCACCACUUGCUUAACGUCGAUAUAUAUGGUCCGUGUCACCUCGGACAGCUUUGGGAAUUGCUCACGCACACUGUCCUGCAAGGGCUGCAGGGUAAACUCCAUCCAAGUGCUGGGGUCGUCGGGAAUUGUAGCAACGGGCUUGGAGGGCAGGGUUGCGGGCAGCAUUGCUUCUGGCUGACCCGGCAUCUCGUACUGCAGCAGUGCCCAGCCGGUCACGUUGGUUGGCCGCCCCCUCGUCUCAUACUGGAUCCAAUAACUUGUCUUGUUGGUACUGGCCACCUCCUGCACCGAUUUGGUUCUCAAAAGAAUGCUGUACCGCUGGCCCGACCCGACCUGCAUCCUGUCCGUCUUGACCGGUUUGGUGUAGGAUCCGUCCGCCUCGAUGAUGGUCAUGUCGUGGCCCUCAAACGCCAUGACGACCAGAGACAUGGCCGUACCGCCGAUGAAGCGCACGCGGUAGGUCUUGUCGGGCUGGACUUUGAUCAAGUCUGGCUUGCAAGAGUCGUGGGAUGCCUCGGUGAAGGACUUGUUACCCGAGCGCCCGGCAAAAAGGAUGGCCUCGGGCUCGCCGGACCACCUGAAGGGCUUCGCCAGCAGACCAUCGAGAAUCUGCCGGUCCGUCUUUGGGUAGUACUCGCCCAGGCCAACAACAACGUCCUCGUCAUACUCGUACGGGGGCUUGACAGCAUCCUCCACAAUCAAGGCGCCAUGGGCCGUGACGGCCUGAAACUCGACGUGGCUGUGGUAAAAGUAAGUACCCGCGCUGCCAAUGUCGGGUCGGAUCUCAUAGUCGAAAAAGUUGUCUGGCGCGACGGGCCACUGGCUGACCAACGGGGUGCCGUCGGAGAAGGGAGCGGUGCGCUGGGACAGCCCGUGCCAGUGUACCGUGACGUUUUGAUCCUUGAUCCGGUUGUAUACGCGCACCCAUGUCGUCUGGUUCUCGUGGAAUGUCAGUAGCGGACCCGGGGAGGUGCCAUUAAAGACGAUGGAAUACCGCGUCUGGCAGUUGAUGGUGAUGUUUUGCGCCGUCGCCACCAGCACGUAAUCGGGCUUGAAGGUUUUGUCGUGAACCCUGAACUCGGCCGCCAAGCAGCUGCCGAGAAGCAGCAGCAGCCAGUUUUAGCCCUGCUAAUCUAAUUAAGCUGACGACAACAAACAUCCUUUGUUGUCGUGUUCCCGAUCUUCACGAUCCCCGCACACCGGGGUUGCCAUCUAGGUUUUCCGGGAUCACCUUGACAUCUGGACAUUCCAGACAAGCUAAAACCUGUGAUGACCCGGCAAAAAAAUGAAUCGAAUUAUGCAUCUUGGUAAAGUCUAGAAUUCUACAGGGUUACAACAAGCAGAAAUUCCUUCCUGCUCAUCAAACCUAGACCCACAGGUCUUGGUGAUCGUCGCCAAUGAAUAGCAACAACGGCUUAUUUUAGGUUUAAACUGAUUCCAAGCCCCUGCCGAACUCCAAACAUCGGAUGAUUUCUAUAUUGAGCAACGAGAGCGUUCCUCCUCGCUCCAGGUUUGAUGUGAAAGAAAAAAAAAGUCGACAAGGUGCACUGAAUGCUAAUUCGGCCGGCAGAUGGUCCGUAAUUACCAUGACCUAAAACCGCCCAAAAUCACCCUGAAAAUCAUUGUCUGGGGUUUGCAGGUCGACCCCGGGCGCUAGAACGUAAUUCCCGUACUGUUUUUCUUGGCGGGGAGUGCGAAGUGCUUUCUUCAUUUGUUUCGCACGGCCGGACCUGCGGUCUGUCAGCCCUCGAAACCCAGAUAGGGAUCCCGGGCUGGUGGCUUAAACUCAACAACAAAAGAAAACAUGCUCGGAGCUAAUCUGCGUCAAGACAUAUCGGCCCGUCCUGGCUGGCGUCUACCAGUUAAAGAAGCUGAACCAGAACAUGCAUGCCCGUGGCGUCUUUGCUCACAGCCUCGGACAAGAUCAGAAUAAAUAAUUUGCCUUGCACAAGUCGAUUGGCUGGAGCAACGUCCAAGUGAAGACAUGGCUUGACAUGGAAGACACACAAGAUACCGUAUUGAUCGACGGGCGCCUCUGCAUUAACUCGCAACCAUGGCUGGGCGUCCGCCGACGGGGUCUUGGUGAUGGAUGGGGCUGUCCGGCUCGACUGGACUGGGCUGGACUUGACUGGACAUGAAAUACACGAUGGCGUUCCCAUUGCGAGUCGAGUCCAGGUAAUGGUUUCCUUUCCCUUGUUCAAGGACCAACACAUCAUCAUGUCUUCCAAGGAGUCACCGAGCCGCAAGAGCUCAACCAUUGGGCAGUCUACCAGGAAUGGCAGCUGCCAGGCUGACACGCAAAAGGGUCAACUCCCCCCCGUGGGGGAGAAGCCGAAACCUGUCAAGGAGAACCCCAUGAAGAAGCUCAAGGAGAUGUCCCAGCGUCCACUCCCCACGCAGCACGGCGACGGAACAUAUCCCACCGAGAAGAAAUUGACUGGUAUCGGGGAGGACCUCAAGCAUAUUCGUGGUUACGAUGUCAAGACUCUCCUCGCCAUGGUCAAGUCCAAGCUCAAGGGAGAGAAGCUAAAGGACGACAAGACCAUGUUGAUGGAGCGGGUGAUGCAGCUCGUCGCUAGACUCCCUACCGAGUCCAAGAAGCGUGCCGAGCUCACCGACUCGCUGAUCAAUGAGCUAUGGGAGUCUCUCGACCACCCUCCGCUCAACUAUCUCGGCCCCGAGCACUCGUACCGCACGCCUGAUGGAAGCUACAACCAUCCCUUCAACCCGCAGCUCGGCGCGGCAGGCUCCCGCUACGCCCGGUCCGUCAUACCCACCGUCACGCCUCCGGGUGCGCUGCCAGACCCUGGGCUGAUCUUUGACUCGAUCAUGGGACGCACGCCAAACUCGUACCGCAAGCAUCCCAACAACGUCUCAUCUAUUCUGUGGUACUGGGCGACCAUCAUCAUCCAUGACAUCUUUUGGACCGAUCCUCGCGACAUCAACACCAACAAGUCGUCGUCGUAUCUCGACCUGGCGCCUCUCUACGGCAACAGCCAGGAGAUGCAGGACUCGAUUCGUACCUUCAAGGAUGGUCGGAUGAAGCCCGACUGCUACGCCGACAAGAGGCUUGCAGGGAUGCCGCCUGGCGUCAGCGUCCUCUUGAUCAUGUUCAACCGCUUCCACAACCACGUGGCCGAGAACCUUGCCCUGAUCAACGAGGGUGGCAGGUUCAACAAGCCCAGUGACCUGCUCGAGGGGGAGGCCAGGGAGGCUGCCUGGAAAAAGUACGACAAUGACCUGUUCCAGGUGGCACGUCUGGUGACCUCGGGUCUGUACAUCAACAUCACCCUGGUGGAUUACGUUCGGAAUAUUGUGAAUCUUAACCGUGUCGACACCACAUGGACCCUGGACCCCCGCCAAGAUGCUGGUGCCCACGUCGGUACCGCUGACGGAGCCGAGCGGGGCACGGGCAACGCCGUCUCGGCCGAGUUCAACCUCUGCUACCGUUGGCACUCGUGCAUCUCGGAGAAGGACAGCAAGUUUGUCGAGGCGCAGUUCCAAAACAUCUUUGGCAAGCCGGCCUCCGAGGUCCGUCCCGACGAGAUGUGGAAGGGCUUUGCCAAGAUGGAACAAAACACCCCCGCGGACCCCGGUCAGCGCACCUUUGGCGGCUUCAAGCGUGGUCCCGACGGCAAGUUUGACGAUGACGAUCUCGUGCGCUGCAUUUCAGAGGCCGUCGAGGACGUCGCCGGCGCUUUCGGUGCCCGUAACGUGCCUCAGGCCAUGAAGGUUGUCGAGACCAUGGGUAUCAUUCAGGGCAGGAAGUGGAACGUCGCCGGUCUGAACGAGUUCCGCAAGCAUUUCCACCUCAAGCCGUACUCCACCUUUGAGGACAUCAACUCGGAUCCUGGUGUCGCCGAGGCCCUCCGUCGUCUUUACGACCACCCGGAUAACGUCGAGCUCUACCCUGGUUUGGUGGCCGAGGAGGACAAGCAGCCCAUGGUCCCUGGUGUCGGAAUCGCACCCACCUACACCAUCAGCCGUGUCGUGCUUUCGGACGCCGUGUGCCUGGUGCGUGGAGACAGGUUCUACACCACCGACUUUACGCCUCGCAACCUGACCAACUGGGGCUACAAGGAGGUCGACUACGAUCUCAGUGUCAACCACGGUUGUGUCUUUUACAAGCUCUUCAUCCGGGCCUUCCCCAACCACUUCAAGCAGAACUCGGUCUACGCCCACUACCCCAUGGUGGUCCCGUCGGAGAACAAGCGCAUCCUGGAAGCCCUGGGCCGUGCAGACCUGUUCGACUUUGAAGCCCCCAAGUACAUCCCGCCGCGCGUCAACAUCACGUCGUACGGUGGUGCCGAGUACAUCCUCGAGACGCAGGAAAAAUACAAGGUCACGUGGCACGAGGGCCUCGGGUUCCUCAUGGGCGAGGGAGGUCUCAAGUUUAUGCUUUCGGGCGACGACCCGCUGCACGCGCAGCAGAGGAAGUGCAUGGCCGCUCAGCUGUACAAGGACGGCUGGACCGAGGCGGUCAAGGCCUUUUACGCCGGCAUGAUGGAGGAGCUGCUCGUCAGCAAGAGCUACUUCUUGGGCAACAACAAGCACCGCCACGUCGACAUCAUCAGGGACGUCGGCAACAUGGUGCAUGUGCACUUUGCCAGCCAGGUCUUUGGCCUUCCCCUCAAGACGGCCAAGAACCCGACCGGUGUCUUCACCGAGCAGGAGAUGUACGGCAUCCUGGCCGCCAUCUUCACCACCAUCUUCUUCGACCUCGACCCGUCCAAGUCGUUUCCCCUGCGCACCAAGACCCGCGAGGUCUGCCAAAAGCUGGCCAAGCUGGUCGAGGCCAACGUCAAGCUCAUCAACAAGAUCCCCUGGUCCAGGGGCAUGUUUGUCGGCAAGCCGGCCAAGGAUGAGCCGCUGUCCAUCUACGGCAAGACCAUGAUCAAGGGAUUGAAGGCUCACGGCCUGAGCGACUACGACAUUGCCUGGAGCCACGUCGUCCCCACCUCGGGCGCCAUGGUCCCCAACCAGGCUCAGGUGUUUGCCCAAGCUGUCGACUACUACCUGUCUCCCGCCGGCAUGCACUACAUUCCCGAGAUCCACAUGGUUGCCCUCCAGCCGUCCACCCCCGAGACUGAUGCGCUCCUGCUAGGCUACGCCAUGGAAGGUAUCCGACUUGCUGGAACCUUUGGUUCGUACAGGGAGGCUGCCGUCGACGACGUGGUGAAGGAGGAUAACGGCCGCCAGGUGCCAGUCAAGGCUGGCGACCGCGUCUUUGUAUCCUUUGUUGAUGCCGCGCGUGACCCCAAACACUUCCCCGACCCAGAGGUGGUCAACCCCCGCCGCCCCGCCAAAAAGUACAUUCACUACGGCGUUGGCCCCCACGCAUGCCUGGGCAGGGAUGCCAGCCAGAUUGCCAUCACCGAGAUGUUCCGGUGCCUGUUCCGCCGCAGGAACGUCAGGAGGGUGCCGGGACCCCAGGGAGAGCUGAAGAAGGUGCCCCGUCCCGGCGGCUUCUAUGUCUACAUGAGGGAGGACUGGGGUGGCUUGUUCCCCUUCCCCGUCACCAUGCGGGUUAUGUGGGAUGACGAGUAGAUGGUAGUCAAAAUUCUGGAGGGAGGCUUUCUAGGAAAGACAGUUAUGACUGUUGGUGGGAUAAGACUGAAUGAACAGAACCUUUAAUAAUAAUCGAGUUUAGUGAAUACCAAUACCAGACCUCAAAGAAAAGAAAAAAAAAACACAUAUCAU
Messenger RNA from Pyricularia oryzae 70-15, 8917 nucleotides. RefSeq names its product heme peroxidase. Gene Ontology annotation, molecular function: monooxygenase activity; peroxidase activity; iron ion binding. The transcript is spliced from 6 exons. Bases 5303 to 8764 code for a protein of 1153 amino acids. Lineage: Eukaryota; Fungi; Ascomycota; Sordariomycetes; Magnaporthales; Pyriculariaceae. The record is from RefSeq and is a predicted model, not a curated record. Gene Ontology annotation, biological process: response to oxidative stress.